Molecule: messenger RNA, 1018 nt
Organism: Aphanomyces astaci
Lineage: Eukaryota; Oomycota; Saprolegniomycetes; Saprolegniales; Verrucalvaceae
Exons: 4
Coding region: 23-868 (281 amino acids)
Source: RefSeq, a predicted model, not a curated record
GCACGACAAAUGCAAAGACGAUAUGCAACAAGGCCAGCCACCUGCUCAGCCGCCACCGCCACCGCGCAGCGUACGGUUUGCAUAUUCAGAGGAAGUCAUUCCAUCCCUUGCUCCAAUUCAGCAGGAUGAGCGCGCAUCGGAUCGACCACAUAUUCCCGCGCCUCUCCAGCGGGAAUCUGGGAAUGGCUUGCUUGGACUCAAGGUUCGCAACUUUGGUCCGUUGGUCAUCACUCAGAACUACCAAGGAAUGGGAGGCACGGGAAGCGCCGUUUGGCAAGCCGCCGAAGCCAUGCUGCAAAUGAUGAAGCUCCCCGCCUACAUGUCGAUGCUCCACGGCCGAAAAGUCCUGGAGCUCGGUGCCGGCACGGGUAUCAAUUCCAUCGCCGCGGCCAUGUCGAAUGCCACAGUCGUGGCCACUGACAAGGACCCCGACUCGCUCGUACUGGUUCAAAGCAACAUCCAAGCAAACCAGCAUCUCCUUCCGAGUCGACACCAUGUGGCCGUCCGCACGUUGGCGUGGGGCAACCAAGAGAACAUCCAGGCCAUCAAAGACGAGUUUGGACUGUUCGACGUGAUCCUCGGCAGUGACUUGCUAUUUGAAGCCCUUCAUGGAGAGCUUCUGGUCACGAUAUACGAGCUCUGUGCGAUGCAGGGCGUGGUGAUUCUCACGCACUCGCCACGAGACUACCGUCGAGAGCAAUCGCUGCUCGACAGUUUCUCUGCCUACUUUACCACGAACGAGGUUCGACUUACUACGAUCAUACAUACCUUAAGGACGUGCUGUGUAGUCCAAAGUUCCGGGCACGUCGGUUGUCUGUACCAUACUUACGCGCAAAGUGAGGUAUUAUUGAACACCAACGAAGUCUGACAAGCUAAACCAGGGGCAACUACACUACUACUCUAGUAGUAGGUAUAACAAUAACUAUGUAGUAGUACAUAUACACUAUAGCAAUCCGUAAGAAAUCAAUGGGCUUACGUUAUCCCUCUUCGUUCAAGGCCGAGUAUGACUGCGUCGAAC